This is a messenger RNA of Coffea eugenioides, 1224 nucleotides long. RefSeq names its product UPF0481 protein At3g47200-like. The transcript is spliced from 3 exons. Bases 1 to 1224 code for a protein of 407 amino acids. Lineage: Eukaryota; Viridiplantae; Streptophyta; Magnoliopsida; Gentianales; Rubiaceae. The record is from RefSeq and is a predicted model, not a curated record.
AUGAGUGACAACAGCUGGAUAGUUGAGCCGCAUGAAAAAAUUAGGAGAUGGAUAAUUGAACUGGAUCACAGAGUUAUGCAUGAAGUUGAUAUUUAUUCGGAGAAUGAACGGUGGAAGCGGCUGUCUGUUUAUCGAUUGCCAGCCUCCAUUAUUAAGCUGAACAGGAACGCUUACACACCUCAAGUUGUUUCUUUUGGCCCUUGUUACCAUGGCCAUGCUAAUUUAAAGCCAAUGGAAGAACACAAGGACAGAGCUCUUCUUCACUUCCUCAGGAGAUUCCGGAAACCUAUUAUGGUUUAUAUUGAAUGCUUAAAUAUAGUAGUAGAUGAUCUACGGGCUGCAUAUCAAUCAUUGGAUAAUCAUUGGCGUGAAGAUACAGAAAGCAAUCAUGGAAUCGUCUACGUCAUGCCAGAUAUUAUGCGUGACAUGCUCAUGAUUGAAAAUCAGCUGCCCAUGCUGGUUCUUCAUCGGCUUGUUGCAGCUGAAGGUGCCUCUAAUACUCAGGCAGAGGAUUAUGUCAACAAGCUGUUGUUUCGCCUCUACAAUCUCGACAGUUACAGUCGCCACAAAUCCAUAGACAAAUCCUUGCAUGUAUUAGAUAUUUGUCACAGGGUUUUGCUCUUGCCUUCCGAUGCCAGUCAUCUACGUGGAAAAAUAUGGCCAAGUUGGGUUCUUGAGAAGACAAUUCCAUCUGCAACAGAGCUUCACGAAGCAGGAAUCCAAAUUCAAAGAAGCAGAAGUACAAGUCUCCAGGACAUAAGAUUCUACAAGGGUGUUUUCUGCGUCACCCUCAAGAUUCCUGUAAUUGUUGUGGAUAAUAUUACUGAAACAUUCUUUCUCAACCUAUUGGCUUUCGAGCGUUUACACGUCGGGGCAGGCAGAGAAGUGACUAACUAUCUUGCUUUCAUGAACAAUAUCAUCCGAGAUUCCAAGGACAUUAGUCUCCUUCGCUCUUGUGGGAUCAUCCAAAAUUCUCUUGGUAAGGAUGAAGUUGUUGCUGAUUUAUUCAACUCACUAACCAGAGAUAAUAGCUCAGUUUACGUGGUCGAAAAGAAGGUUAUCAAAUACUGCAGUAGACCUUGGGUUCGUUGGAGAGCCAAUCUUGUUAGGACUUACUUUAAGAAUCCAUGGGCAAGUAUAUCUGUAAUAGGUUCAAUGUUUCUUUUUGCCUUCACCUUUGCCCAGACUGGUUAUACCGUAAUUGCUUACUAUCGGAGGCCUUAG